AUGCCUGUGAUGAAGGGCCUCCUAGCGCCACAAAACACCUUCCUGGAUACCAUUGCAAACCACUUUGAUGGCACUCACAGUAACUUCCUGCUGGGAAAUGCACUGGGUCGCUAUGGCUACCCCAUCGUGUACUGCUCUGACGGGUUUUGCGAGCUUACCGGUUUUGUUCGGACUGAAGUGAUGCAGAAAACUUGUACCUGCAGCUUUCUCCACGGGGCCGAGACCCAUGACAGUGUGACCCAACAGGUUGACAAAGCUCUGGAGGGACAGCAGGAGUACCAGGGAGAAGUCUGCUUCUAUAGGAAAAAUGGAAAUGCAUUUUGGUGCCUCCUGGAUAUCGUGCCAAUAAAAAACGAGAAAGGUGAGGUGGUGAUGUUCCUGUUAUCCUUUAAAGAUAUCAGUGAAUCUUAUGGGAAGAGCCACCACUACGCCCAAGGAGAUGAGGCUGCUCAUCAGAGCAGGAAAAGCAACCGAUCGCACUUUUCCCAAGCUCGACAGAGGGGGAGGACUAUUCUGCACCACCUGACCAACCUGUUCACCAAGAGGGGCAAGAAGAAGCUGACCAAUAGUGUGUUCCAGAAACCGUCUCUACCUGAGUACAAGGUUGCAGCUGUGAAGAAGUCACGAUUCAUCCUGCUGCACUACAGCAUCUCCAAGGCCUUGUGGGACUGGCUAAUCCUACUGGCAACCUUCUACGUUGCUGUCACGGUGCCUUAUGAUGUCUGCUUUGUCAGUCAUGAUGAGGGCAGUGACCAUCACUCGCUUUUCAGUCGCAGCACCAUAGGCAGUGACAUAGCAGUGGAGAUGCUCUUCAUACUUGAUAUUAUCCUGAAUUUCCGUACCACUUAUGUGAGUCAGUCAGGUCAGGUAGUGUAUGACGCCCGAUCCAUCUACCUCCAUUACUGCACCACCUGGUUCUUUGUGGAUCUGAUCGCAGCUUUGCCCUUCGACCUUCUCUACGCUUUCAACAUCACAGUCACCUCGCUGGUGCACUUGUUGAAGACAGUUCGUCUUCUGCGUCUGCUGCGCCUGUUACAGAAACUGGAUCGCUACUCCCAGUACAGCGCUGUGGUCCUGACCCUGCUCAUGUCUGUGUUCGCCCUGCUGGCUCACUGGAUGGCUUGUGUCUGGUACGUCAUCGGACGCAAGGAGAUAGAAAGCAGUGACCCCGUUACCUGGGACAUAGGGUGGCUUCAGGAGUUGGGAAAGCGUCUGGAGACGCCAUACAUCAACAGCACCAUGGGUGGUCCAUCCAUGCCUAGCGCCUACAUCGCCUCUCUCUACUUCACCCUCAGCAGCCUCACCAGUGUUGGUUUUGGCAAUGUGUGUGCCAACACAGAUGCCGAGAAAAUCUUCUCCAUCUGCAUUAUGCUCAUGGGCGCCCUGAUGCAUGCUGUGGUCUUUGGCAACGUGACGGCCAUCAUCCAGCGCAUGUACUCACGGCGCUCACUGUAUCACACCCGAAUGAAGGAUCUUAAGGACUUCAUCCGUGUGCAUCGGCUACCUCAACAGCUGAAGCAGAGGAUGCUGGAGUACUUUCAGGCCACCUGGUCAGUCAACAAUGGUAUCAAUGCCAAUGAGUUGCUGCAUGACUUCCCAGAUGAACUGCGAGCUGACAUUGCCAUGCAUCUGAACAAAGACAUCCUGCAGCUGCCUGUAUUUGAGCGAGCCAGCAGAGGGUGUCUGCGCUCCCUCUCCCUGCACAUCAAGACCUCCUUCUGUGCACCAGGAGAAUACCUUAUCCGCCACGGAGAUGCCCUACAAGCCAACUAUUUCGUCUGUUCCGGUUCCCUGGAGGUUCUGAAAGAUGGCAUGGUCCUAGCCAUCCUGGGCAAAGGUGACCUUAUUGGAGCCGAUCUCCCAGAACAUGACCAGGUGAUCAAGACCAAUGCAGAUGUGAAGGCACUUACCUACUGUGACUUGCAGUACAUCAGCGUGAGGGCUUUGAGGGAGGUCCUCGGGUUGUACCCAGAGUACGGCAGUCGGUUUAGCUCUGACAUCCACCACAACCUCACCUACAACUUGAGAGAGGGCAAAAACACACUGACUUCCCAACCAUCUUCUCCUCAGGGUCAUGUUUCUAUGGACCAUAAACUCCCCUUCAUCAUUGAGGCAGAUGAUGCAGAACAUGGAGAAGACAUGAAACACUCUCAGCAGAGGAGAGUGCCUCUGCUACAGAGAAUGGGCAGCCCUGUUCAUCAGCCCUGCCUCAGCACCCUGUUAGGGGAGGAGCUCCGCCACAUCAACGCACUCCGCCUCUGUCGGUCACCUGUUCAAGGUAAUAGAGGCCACAGCCCCUCUCCUCAGGUAUUCACCGGGGAGGAGCUCUCUUUGUCUCCUUUGCCCUGUCUCACCAGUGACCCGGACUUGAACCAUCGGCCUGCCAAGCUACUCAUGCCGUCUCUGCCUUGUGUUAGUCCACUGAACCUUAGCCCCAGGGUUGUAGAUGGAAUUGAGGACAAUGGUCACACAUUUCAAUUCAAUGUAGAGCAGAGCGAAGCAGAGACUAACGUCACAGAGCAGUUACAAGUGAGCGCUAAUCUGCUUUUGGAAACGGAGGAAGUGAGACAAAACAUAAGCAAACUGAACAAAGAGGUGAACAACUUGAACCAAGAUGUAUCCAACCUUGCCAAGGAGCUCCAUGACAUAAUGCAUUACCUGCAGUCUCAUAUGGCCAUGCUCCAUUAUAACUCUCCUGUUUCCUCGUAUUCCUAUGGCAUACAGAUGGUCCCCAGUCCUAAUAGAAGGGCCCACAGCUCACAGGCUACAGAGCCAGUGUGGCCCCUUCCAAACUACCAGAACAACUCCAAACUCUUCUUACAUGACCCACUCUCAUGGAGGUCCAUCUCUCUUGGGCCUCAGUCCUGCCUUCAGUAG
This is a messenger RNA of Seriola dumerili (greater amberjack), 2877 nucleotides long. It is a transcript of the gene kcnh4a, whose product is annotated as potassium voltage-gated channel subfamily H member 4-like. The transcript has 16 exons. Lineage: Eukaryota; Metazoa; Chordata; Actinopteri; Carangiformes; Carangidae. Gene Ontology annotation, cellular component: membrane. The record is from RefSeq and is a predicted model, not a curated record. Bases 1 to 2877 code for a protein of 958 amino acids. Gene Ontology annotation, molecular function: voltage-gated potassium channel activity. Gene Ontology annotation, biological process: regulation of membrane potential; potassium ion transmembrane transport.